Lactuca virosa is the source of this 744-nucleotide messenger RNA. NCBI's taxonomy places the organism in Eukaryota, Viridiplantae, Streptophyta, Magnoliopsida, Asterales, Asteraceae. The record is from the annotation of a GenBank genome assembly.
AUGCAUAGACUUCUCAUAUCGUACAAUAUUUUUGGAGAUAAUUCUGUAAGUCGUAAUGUUAGCCUAGACACUAACCAUGAUCAUCUUCUUGGCCUUUUUCACAAAUAUUUCCAUCCUGUGAAUAAUAUCCAAACCGGGGUUCCUACAAUCCCAAAAAGGCACUCGGCCAUGGAACUGGAUAGGGCAGGGGUGAACUUUAUGCCUAAUCAAGAUGAUAAUUGGGCAAUGGCCAUGAAACUCGAAUUAUUACCAAGGUUUUCAUGCUUCCCAUGGUUUUGGAAUAAGCCUACUCUGAAGAUGCCACGACUGCUUGUUGAUGAUCGCACUGAACUGUUUUUAAGGAACCUUAUUAUAUACGAGCAGUCUUCUCUAGUUCCUAAGUUUGUUACAACAUAUGCAUGGGCUAUGGGUAUGCUUAUAGAAACUCCACAGGAUGUUGCCAAGUUGGUAAAAUCAGGGGUCCUAGUUACAGUAAGCUCGGACCAGAACGCACGAAAUUUAAUAUACAACAUAUGCAAAGAAGUUGUGUAUGAGAAUUUCUUUUACCAUCAAGAGUGGGACGAAUUGGAUAACUACUACAAUAGUUACUGGCCGAAUGCUGUUGCAGGAUUGAAGCGCACAUAUUUCAGUAGUCCAUGGAAUAUGAUUGCUCUAUUUGCUGGAAUCACUUUGUUUGUUCUUACCGUGGUUCAGACUAUCUUUACAGUCAUGGGGGAAAAUCCCAUAAUUGUAGUUAAACAUUAG